Messenger RNA from Prorocentrum cordatum, 256 nucleotides. Lineage: Eukaryota; Dinophyceae; Prorocentrales; Prorocentraceae. The record is from the annotation of a GenBank genome assembly.
GUCGCGGCGCUGAAGGUAUCCAGGAUAUUGCGGAUGGGCGGAAGUGGUUCCACGAUGCCUUGCUCGGUAUUUCCAGCAUCGAGGCUGGCGCGACUGUUGAUCAAGGCAAGCUGCGCGAUGAAGUGCAGGGUUUUCAGGCGACGCCGAGCCCUGGCCACGGCGCGCGCCGCAGGCUCGACGCAGCGAUGUCACGUGCCAGGACGGAGCAGAGCGACUUCACCGAGUCACCUCUCAUAGGCACGUGCAAUCGCCAACG